AUGAAUGAACAUAUUUCUUAUGAGUUGUCGAGCGAGGAGCAGGAGGAGCCCGUGGAGCUCCUGGACACCGAGCUGGAGGCCCUGCGCACGUGUCUGAAGCUGAUCACUGAACAGGGGGCCACACUGCAGAGGGCCCUCAGCGAACUGGAGGCUGUCAGAGGCCCUCAGGAGGCCCCUGACCAGAUAACGGCGGUCAGCGAGACGACAGCACGGUUCUGCAUCAGGUCCAGGGCUUUGAUCAGCACUCGUCCUCAGCAACAGGCGUGUAGGGACUUCCUGGAGCUCGCGGAGAGCCACAGCCGGAGAUGGCAGAGCGCGGUGCAGUAUGAGCGUGAGCAGAGGGUCCACCUGCAGGAGACCAUCGAGCAGUUAGCCAAUCAGAACAGCAGCCUGGAGCGCGCCUGGAGAGAGGAUCCCGCCCCCCACUACCACCCGCUCAGCCGAGAAGGGAGCGAGGGAGCGUCUGCAGAGGCCAGUGAGGAGGAUGAGAGCGAGUACUUUGACGCCAUGGAGGAUUCGCCCGCUUUCAUCACCGUGACGACCAGCGACGCCAUUUUGAACAGGAGCAACUCGAGUGAAGCCAGUGGAGUUCACAACGACUGGAGCCAGGACGAGCAGGGCUCUCCAGGCUCUAACCACGUGUCAAAGCAGCCCCCGCGGAGGCAGCGGCGGACACACAUCCCCCACAAACCCAACUACUCCCUGAACCUGUGGAGCAUCAUGAAGAACUGCGUCGGCAAAGAGCUCUCCAAGAUCCCCAUGCCGGUGAACUUCAGCGAGCCCCUGUCCAUGCUGCAGCGCCUCACAGAGGACCUGGAGUACAGUGAGCUGCUGGACCGGGCGGCUGCAUGCGAGUCGUCCCUGGAGCAGAUGGGUCUGGUGGCCGCCUUCUCCGUGUCGUCCUACUCCACCACAGCCCAGCGCUCGGCCAAACCGUUCAACCCUCUGCUGGGGGAGACCUACGAGCUGGACAGGCUGGAGGAGCACGGCUACCGCUCCGUCUGUGAGCAGGUCAGCCACCACCCUCCAGCCGCCGCUCAUCAUGUGGUCUCACAGAGAGGCUGGACCCUGUGGAAGGACAUCACCAUCGCCAGCAAGUUCAGAGGGAAAUACCUGUCCAUCAUGCCCCUGGGAGCCAUCCACCUGAAGUUCCACUCGUCCGGGAACCACUACGUCUGGAGGAAAGUCACCUCCACCGUGCACAACAUCAUCGUGGGCAAACUCUGGAUCGACCAGUCUGGAGACAUUGGGAUCGUGAACCACAGGACCAAGGACAGCUGCCAGCUCAAGUUCUCCCCCUACAGCUACUUCUCCAGAGACAUCCCUCGGAAGGUGACAGGGGUGGUGUCCGACAGCUCAGGCCAGGCUCACUACAUCCUCUCUGGGACCUGGGACGACCAGAUGGAAAGUGCCAAGAUCAUCCAGAGCAGCAGGGGGAGCUCUGAGGGGAAGAACAAGACGCUGCUCCAGACACUGCCCCCUAAACUGCUGUGGAAGAAGUACCCUCUGCCGGAGGGCGCAGAGCAGAUGUACCACUUCUCCAGUUUGGCGCUGACGCUGAACGAGCCAGAGGAGGGCAUCGCUCCCACGGACAGCCGCCACCGACCCGACCAGCGGCUGAUGGAGGAGGGACACUGGGACCAGGCCAACGCAGAGAAGCAGAGGCUGGAGGAGAAGCAGAGGGUUGUGAGGAGGAGGAGGGAGGCCGAGGAGAACCAGGCACUGAGCCGAGGCCAGGAGCACGAGGGAUACCAGCCGCAGUGGUUCACCCAGAGACGCUGCUCCAUCACUGGGGAGAUCAGCUACGUCUACAGCGGAGGAUACUGGGAGUGUAAAGAGGAAGAGGACUGGAGCAGCUGCCCCAAGAUCUUCUGA
This is a messenger RNA of Knipowitschia caucasica, 1875 nucleotides long. Lineage: Eukaryota; Metazoa; Chordata; Actinopteri; Gobiiformes; Gobiidae. The record is from the annotation of a GenBank genome assembly.